Messenger RNA from Nezara viridula (southern green stink bug), 273 nucleotides. The record is from the annotation of a GenBank genome assembly. NCBI's taxonomy places the organism in Eukaryota, Metazoa, Arthropoda, Insecta, Hemiptera, Pentatomidae.
AUGUCGACACCUAGUUCCUCGAGGAAGCUCCUUAUUCUUUUUGGGAUAGUUCCGCGAGACCCAAACCAGAGGCCUCUCACGGUGAACUCUCUCUCUCCGAAGAAGCCGAAAGCGAGAGCGGAGGGAAGAGGAUGGAUUGAUGGAAAUCUGGCUCGGCUGACCAGAAGGAUCAUUAGUCAGGACACAGGACACAGAACUCAGGAGCUGACAAAUGGUCCUGGCACACAUGGUCGCAGGAUGUGUGUACCUGGACAACUGCGGCUAAUCGUCUAA